AUGGUCCCUACAAACAACACGCUUGAAGGGUCCGCGAUGGAGCAGGUCACGGUCGACGGUGAGACUUACUUGGUCAAGGAAGGAACGUCAGCAGAUGACAUUUACGUGUGGUGGAGCAAGCCCUCCGCGACGGGGCUACCUGUUGGGAUCGAGUACCGUGGAGGUAACUCUGCGGAUGCCAAUGCAGCGCUAAGGGUGGACUCGCAGGUUCUCUGA
This is a messenger RNA of Diaporthe citri, 216 nucleotides long. RefSeq lists its product as uncharacterized. Lineage: Eukaryota; Fungi; Ascomycota; Sordariomycetes; Diaporthales; Diaporthaceae. The record is from RefSeq and is a predicted model, not a curated record. The transcript has 2 exons. Bases 1 to 216 code for a protein of 71 amino acids.